This is a messenger RNA of Gracilinanus agilis (Agile Gracile Mouse Opossum), 1895 nucleotides long. It is a transcript of the gene MBD3, whose product is annotated as methyl-CpG binding domain protein 3. The record is from RefSeq and is a predicted model, not a curated record. Bases 1 to 870 code for a protein of 289 amino acids. The transcript has 7 exons. Gene Ontology annotation, molecular function: DNA binding. Lineage: Eukaryota; Metazoa; Chordata; Mammalia; Didelphimorphia; Didelphidae.
AUGGAGCGGAAGAGGUGGGAGUGCUCAGCUCUCCCCCAGGGCUGGAAAAGGGAAGAAGUGACCAGAAAGUCGGGUCUGUCAGCCGGCAAGAGUGAUGUCUAUUACUAUAGCCCGAGUGGGAAGAAGUUCCGAAGCAAACCUCAGCUAGCCCGUUACCUGGGAAGCUCCAUGGACCUGAGCACUUUUGACUUUCGAACAGGGAAAAUGCUCAUGAGUAAGAUGAACAAGAAUCGGCAGCGGAUGCGCUAUGACUGCUCUAACCAAGCCAAAGGAAAACCAGAUUUAAAUACAGCACUCCCUGUCCGGCAGACGGCAUCCAUCUUCAAACAACCUGUUACCAAGAUUACUAACCAUCCCAGUAAUAAAGUAAAGAGUGAUCCACAGAAGGCUGUGGACCAGCCUCGACAGCUUUUUUGGGAAAAGAAGCUAAGUGGAUUGAAUGCCUUUGAUAUUGCAGAAGAGCUUGUGAAAACAAUGGAUCUUCCUAAAGGUUUACAAGGGGUCGGCCCAGGUUGCACUGAUGAAACCCUCCUCUCUGCCAUUGCCAGUGCUCUGCAUACUAGCACAAUGCCCAUCACUGGGCAGCUCUCAGCUGCUGUUGAAAAGAACCCUGGAGUAUGGCUUAAUACCUCCCAACCACUCUGCAAAGCAUUCAUGGUGACGGAUGAAGAUAUCAGGAAACAGGAAGAACUUGUCCAGCAGGUGAGAAAGAGGCUGGAGGAGGCACUGAUGGCCGACAUGCUCGCUCAUGUGGAAGAGAUUGCCAGGGACGGGGAUGCCCCUGGAGAAAAGGGUGCUGCAGAGGAGGAGGAGGAAGACGAGGAAGAGGAGGAAGAGCAGGACCAAGACCACGAGAUGGAGAAUGUAUAGUCCAGGAAGAUCCAGCCAAGAUUUGCCUGUAAAGCAGUAGCAGGGCCAGCACAACCAUUCCCAAAGCCAGGAGUGUCCAAGGACUAAACUGCAUCUACCAUACUUAGGAACAAGUUCCCUUGACCACUAGAGGAAAGAGUUGGGCAUCAGAGAGUAAAUAUUUACUCUUUUGAAAGACACUUCCCCUCUUUCCCUUCCCACAUCAAAGGUGGGGAGGAACCAAGUGGGUUAUGCUAGACACAAUCUCCCCUUCUUAUUUAGGGGUCAUGAGUUCAGUAUGGUAAAUUUUCCCAGGCCUUUGGUACCUUUAACUUUUUGACCUAGGUUCAGCAUUUUCUCUCUCCUUCUGGGUCUUUUUUAAAGUAAGAGAGGUGCUUCUUCACUGCUUGGUCCCUCCCCAAUACCCUGCUUGAUAAUACCCAACUCUUGAGAGAUCAUUUUUAUGUUUUGGAUUGUUGUUCCAUGUGUGAAUUCAGGUCAUUGACUUUCAUACCCAGAUUGAUCUUGGGGAAAGGCCAGGGAAUAAAAUAAGGGUGUGGCACUCUUCCAGCCUGCUUCUCCCAAAUCCAAUGCCAGAAUUCCUUUAUGAAAUACUCAGAACUGAAGCUAGUAUAAGCUGGGAAGACCUGCAGGAAACAGAUUCACCUUCAUGCUAAAUUUCCUCAAACUUACUCUAAUUCUGUAUUGUACUUACGUUAUUCUGCAUCAUGGAACGAGGCUGCCAACAGGAGAUAAUCCCAGAAUAGCUUAUUCCUGGGGCCUUCAGCAUCCCGUAGGUGGGGGAGCAGAAGAGAGAAGUGCUCUGUGAAAUGGUCAGUAUGAUGUUCCAAUUGAGGUUGGGGAGAUGCUUCCAAGCAGGACAGAAGCUCCAUCAGUAAGAAGAGAGGGACCGUCGCUGCUGCCACCCAUGCAGGAGAGUGGUAUGGAAGGUGUCGCCUACACUUUCUUUGCCUGAAGCUGUGAUGGUCUCAACUUCAUUUUUUAAAAGUUCACCUUUCUUUAAUAAAUUGAUAAUAUCAACUGAA